AUGGAGUCAAAUCAGUCACAGCCGGCACCCGAGGUGGAACUUGUUCUUCAAGCAGCAGCUAGAGGCUUUUCGUUUUAUCCCCCAUACCAGGAGGCACCGAAGCAGAAGAGCUGCUUUGGGAAGACCGAGGAGAUCAGUGUCCUGACGCGAGGUGAUGCAUCGGUUCUGGAGAUGAUCAUUCAGCAUUUCCAGUUGGAACAUUGGAGCGUUGAUGUGAUUUCUGCGAUGAGGCGACCUGAACGACGACCAAGUCGACGUCCCAGUCUGGGCCAUCCGAAGAUCCGAAAAGAUAGCAUUCCAGAUGCUUCACCUUCGGUUGCUGCCCUGGGCACCGCGGGUGCUGCCCUGGACACCGCACCCAUGGCGCCGCGGCAAAUCUCAGGAGGCUCCGAGGUUUCACGGAGAUCGGCCUCGAAGCAGGCGCUCACUUACCCGCUUCGUCGCAUGUCGACAGGUGGGUGGUCUAAGCAUCAAACAUGGGAGAAAUGA
This is a messenger RNA of Cladocopium goreaui, 489 nucleotides long. NCBI's taxonomy places the organism in Eukaryota, Dinophyceae, Suessiales, Symbiodiniaceae. The record is from the annotation of a GenBank genome assembly.